Messenger RNA from Aspergillus saccharolyticus JOP 1030-1, 1503 nucleotides. RefSeq names its product P-loop containing nucleoside triphosphate hydrolase protein. The transcript is spliced from 2 exons. Gene Ontology annotation, biological process: translational initiation; ribosomal subunit export from nucleus; translational termination. The record is from RefSeq and is a predicted model, not a curated record. Gene Ontology annotation, molecular function: ATP hydrolysis activity; ATP binding; iron ion binding. The coding region runs from base 144 to 1235 and encodes 363 amino acids. NCBI's taxonomy places the organism in Eukaryota, Fungi, Ascomycota, Eurotiomycetes, Eurotiales, Aspergillaceae.
AGGUUCGUGACCGUGACAUUGGCCAUCUGUCCGGUGGAGAGCUUCAGCGUUUCGCCAUUGGUCUGGUCUGUGUCCAGAAGGCUGAUGUGUAAGGAUUACCUGGGUAUUCAGACUACAACGAGCGCUGACAUCUCUGUAGCUACAUGUUUGACGAGCCUUCGUCCUACCUCGAUGUCAAGCAGCGUCUGGCCGCUGCCCGCACCAUCAGAGAGCUUCUCCGCCCAGAUGACUACGUCAUUGUUGUCGAGCACGAUUUGUCCGUGCUUGACUAUCUUUCCGACUUUGUUUGCGUUCUGUACGGAAGACCUGCCGCCUAUGGUGUCGUUACUUUGCCUUCUUCGGUCCGUGAAGGUAUCAACAUCUUCUUGGAUGGUCACAUUCCCACCGAGAACCUUCGGUUCCGUGACGAGUCUCUCACUUUCCGUCUCGCUGAAUCCGGUGAUGACUUCAUGGUCGAUAAGGCUCGUGCUUUCAAGUACCCGACCAUGAAGAAGACUCUUGGCAACUUCCACCUUAAGAUCGACGCCGGUGACUUCACCGACUCUGAAAUCAUCGUCAUGAUGGGAGAGAACGGAACUGGAAAGACCACUUUCUGUAGAAUGCUUGCUGGUGUUGAGAAGCCCGACAACGGCAUCACCAUUCCCCGCUUGAACAUCAGCAUGAAGCCCCAAAAGAUCACUCCCAAGUUCCAGGGUACCGUCCGUCAGCUGUUCUUCAAGCGUAUCAAGGCCGCUUUCUUGUCGCCCCAGUUCCAGACCGAUGUCUACAAGCCCCUCAAGAUCGACGACUUCAUCGACCAGGAAGUUCAGAACCUGUCCGGUGGUGAAUUGCAGCGUGUCGCCAUUGUCCUGGCUUUGGGAAUGCCCGCCGACAUCUACCUCAUUGACGAGCCCAGUGCUUACCUUGAUUCCGAGCAGCGUAUCGUGGCUGCCAGAGUCAUCAAGCGUUUCAUCAUGCACACGAAGAAGACCGCUUUCAUCGUCGAGCACGAUUUCAUCAUGGCCACUUACCUGGCCGAUCGUGUCAUUGUCUUUGACGGAAAGCCGUCUAUCGAUGCGCACGCCAACGCCCCCGAGUCCCUUGUCACUGGUUGCAACACCUUCUUGAAGAAUUUGGACGUUACCUUCCGUCGUGACCCCAACAGCUACCGUCCCCGUAUCAACAAGCACCAGAGUCAGAUGGACCAGGAGCAGAAGCUCCAGGGCAACUACUUCUUCUUGGAAGAAGAACAGUGAAAUCGCCGUUCCUGGCAACCAUGACCGCGUGCCUCGCCAUGACGACGGCCGCGAUUCCGACCGCCGGCGCCGCCACCGACGUCGCCGGCACCGGAGGAGGUACCUUCGACUAGUGGCGUUUUUCGGCGUUACCAAGGCCUCUGCGGCUCUUGGGCGGCGCGCCUGCCAUUGCGGUGGUCGCCGGCCCAGUGAGGGCAGUGGAGAUUUGGAUGUGGAGGAGGAUGAAGAUGACGAGGAAGACGACUUGCUCAACUAUCAUCUGUAGCGG